This is a messenger RNA of Symbiodinium natans, 549 nucleotides long. NCBI's taxonomy places the organism in Eukaryota, Dinophyceae, Suessiales, Symbiodiniaceae. The record is from the annotation of a GenBank genome assembly.
AUGCUGCCUGGAGGGUCCGCCCGCUUCGACCGCCUGCUCACACAGCUUUCGGAAGAGCACGACCUCGAGCUGAAAAUCUUGCAGGAGACGAACAGGCAGCUCAACGAAGAAAUCCAGUCCCUCAGGUCUUUCGUCCAACGACAGGAGACCCCAGAGACGCCGCAGCCCCUCGGUGGGCUCAGGGAGGCCGGGCAAGGUUGGGCACAGGUGGGCAUAGCAGUGAGUCCGCCACAAAAGCACCCGCUGGAACUGGAGAUUGAACAGCUGCGCGAUGAGACGGUGGCGGCGUCAUCAUUCUCCACCGCAUCUCCAAGUCAGUCGCUGCGUGUACACAAUGCAGCAGAAACCACAGCUGUAGAGGUCAGAGUAUACUCAGUGCAGAGUCUUCCUGGCGAUCUCCUGGAAGGCGAGUCGAGCCCCAGCAAGUGCAGAGUCUCCGCAAGCAUCGGCCUACAGUUCCAAGCCACGGAGUGGACGGUUUUGAACAAGGAGCCUGGAAGGCCAGGUGAAUGCGAUUCGCUGUGGGGGGCAGCGCCUAGACUGCAAUAG